GCGGGAGAGGGAACACCACCCGCGGAAGCAGAAGGGACGGCGGGGCUGUUCUGGGUUUCUUCUCAUUGUUCUCCAGAAACCAUCAUAUGGCAGGGACCAAAGGGGCCCCUAGGGAACCUUUGGAUCCCGUAAGCUGGAACAAGAUCUUCACCGAGACGAUCCAGAAGGAACUGCGGUGCCAGCGCUUACAUACGAAGUACGCAGUGAACCCGCUCCUGAAGGUACAUGCCCCAGCUGGAAAGCCUAUGUCUUGGCAUGAUAACCUAGAGGAGCCCGAAGAUGCUACUUUUCUGAAGCUUAUUCAUCAUGCUGCACUUGAACCAAACAAAAAAUACACAGAACCACAGACAGAAAGUCAAGAAAUAGGAUGGUGUACCACACCGUUGAUCAGUACCAACCGCAAUGACAGCAGGCUAUACUUCCCAAGUCGGACUACCGAAAUCAGCAGAUAUAUGGCUGCUGCAUGGCGUCUAAAGGAAAUGUCUAGAGACAAGAAGUAAGAACACAGAAACGUUCUAGUUUCCUGGAAGGACCAUAGACACCAAUGUAGGAUCACUAACCUGAUUGUUAUAGGGCACCAACUAAAUUACAGGCAAGAAAGAUCCCUGUGCUUUCAAUAAAUCUAUCCUUAAGUUUCA
This is a messenger RNA of Pogona vitticeps (central bearded dragon), 638 nucleotides long. RefSeq names its product cilia and flagella associated protein 144 (gene CFAP144). Gene Ontology annotation, cellular component: ciliary base. The record is from RefSeq and is a predicted model, not a curated record. Lineage: Eukaryota; Metazoa; Chordata; Lepidosauria; Squamata; Agamidae.